Messenger RNA from Meloidogyne enterolobii, 426 nucleotides. The record is from the annotation of a GenBank genome assembly. NCBI's taxonomy places the organism in Eukaryota, Metazoa, Nematoda, Chromadorea, Rhabditida, Meloidogynidae.
AUGGACGGGUAUGCUUUACACCCUACGCAACGUCUCAUCACGAUAUUUUCCGCGCCUAACUAUUGCGGAGAGUUUGACAAUGCUGGUGCUGUAAUGCAAGUAAAUUUAGAGCUUGGAUGCUCUUUCACUCAAUUUCAUUCUUCUAAAAAAUUAACACCAACGACAGUGAUAAAUCGUAAUGUUUUUGAUGAAAGGACAAUACAAAUGGUUGACAACCCUCCAGCUGGAAUGACUCCGCUAAUCAUUGCUCCAACAGUAAUCGGUGAAAGGCCUACAGUUAUUUAUAUGCCAAUUCAAGGAGCUUCAUCAACUCAAGGACUUCAAAAAUCACAAGUAAAACGGAUUCGUCUAAUAAUUUAAAAAACCAUUCUUUUUUUAGUCAUCACCACAACUCACUUUUGCUGCCUCUGAAAAAAAACUUGAGAA